This is a messenger RNA of Dermatophagoides pteronyssinus (European house dust mite), 1667 nucleotides long. RefSeq lists its product as uncharacterized. Gene Ontology annotation, molecular function: protein binding. NCBI's taxonomy places the organism in Eukaryota, Metazoa, Arthropoda, Arachnida, Sarcoptiformes, Pyroglyphidae. The record is from RefSeq and is a predicted model, not a curated record.
UCUUUUGUUUUUGUCAUUCAAUAAACUAAGUCAUUCAUUCAUUUGUAAAUGUGUGAUCAUCAUCAUCAAAAAUGUUCAACAAUCGGUCACCAUUAUCAUCAUCAUCAUCAACAAUGGCUAGAAAUUCGUUCAGUAGGAUUAGUGAUUAUUUAUGUGAAGAAAUUCUUAUGUAUCUUCCACCCGAAGAUAAAAUUCGAUUAGAAUUUGUAUCACAACAAUUUAAACGAACCAUUUUUAGACGACAAUAUCGAUUUGUUAUAGCACCAAGCUGUAAUGAAUGGUCAAAAGUAAAAAAUAUUCUUCUAAAACGUUUUGUUGGUGAUUUUAAUGUUAUACAUAAGAUUGAUAUUCAAUUAUUCGAUAAAAUUUUAUCAAAAUUUCGUUACAUCGAUGAUUUCGCCAUCCAUUACAAUCUUGAUACAUCAAACAUGGAUGAAAUAUUUGAAUGUUUGAUGCGUCAUUGUGUUCGAAUACGAAGAAUGGAUGCUAAUUUUUUCAAUGUAAGCGAAAAAACAUUGGAUGCUUUUGGCAAACGAUUUGGUCACAGUCUUCGUGUUGUUAAAUCAAGCAUUGUGAGCAAUACAAAAAUUCCAAAUAGUUUUGCUCUAUUAAAACAUUGUUCAAAUUUAGUUUCAUUAAAUGGUUCGGAAUUUUUGAAUGAAAAAUUAUGGAAUAAUGUUUUCAAUACAAUUCUUGAUAAUGAUUAUACAAAUGAUGAAAAUAAUGUCGAAACAGAAGCCGUUGAAUAUUGUGAUGAAUUUUGUUUGGAAAAAGAAAAUUCUAAAGAUGUUGUAUUACCUAAUUUAAAAUCUUGUUAUUUAAAAGUGAUCAAUGAAGAAGGUGUUAAUCAAUUGGAAAAAUUUUCCGAUGUCUAUAUGAAUCGUUUGGAAAAGAUUAAAGUCGAGCUUGUUGAUUAUAUUGCACGACAUCAUUAUAUGGUUAAUUUUAUAUUUCCAUUAGGUAUUUGUAAAUUUCGUAAUCUACGUGAAUGUAUACUAACAUUAAAAUAUAAUGGUGGUUAUGAUGCUGAUUUUUUAUGGAUUAAUAACGGCCUGGAUGGUAUUGCACAAGAUUGUAAAAAAAUUCAACAUUUAGGUAUUGAUUUUAUUGGACAUCAAGAUUUUUUCAUCAAUCAUGUAUUACAGGCAUUAACCUGUUUCAAAACAUUACCUCAUCUUAGUAUAUCGAUAUCAAUGUAUAAUAAAGGUCUUAAUUUUCCUGUUAUGCCAUCAUUGAAUCAAUUAGAUCUUGCCUAUCCACGUUUAUAUCAAUGUACACAUCUCAAACAACUUGUCUAUAGUUUUCCCAAUUGUAAUGUUUUACAUUUACAACGAAUGUAUUUUUUCAAUGAUGUUCUACUUAAUUCAUUAAUUGGAUUGAAAAAAUUACAAACAUUAAGAGUUGGUGGUUUAUGUUCACCUGAUGUAUCUACUAUUGGUUUGAAAACAUUUUUAAAUGCUGCACCACAAAUACGAUCAAUUGGUUUUGAUACUAGACCAAAAAUCGAUACAAAAACAUUUGAAAUGAUUAUCGAUUUUGUACAAAAACAUGAAAAUAUUUAUUAUGAUUUUGAUUUUUGUCUACAAGAUUUUGAUCCAAAUGAAAAAAAAGAAUUUGAACAAUUUUUCAACAAUGUUCAACUGCCAAAAAAUUUAUCAAUUAAAUAA